AUGGAGUGCAAACCUUCUUUUGAUGUGGAUGAUGUGACCUACUUGGAAGAACAAUGCCAUAUUCUUGUGGGGCCUGAACCACAGGAAGACAAUUUGAAUCUGGAAAGAAAGAGUGACUUGGGAAAUAUUAUCUUCUCAUCCUUUGAAGCCCCAUCCCCAUCUGGCACUGAGAUAAAAUUGUGUCCUAAUAAUAUCACCAAGAGGCGGGCCUUUAGUGAUAACCCACAUCUCCUGAAAGUUCCGUUUGUGGAGCAUGAUGAUGGUGACAUCAGACCUUACCGAUUUGACAGACAUGCUCCAGGAAGGAUUUCUACCUCUCCAACUCUGAGGAGGCUAAGAAAUAGUACCUCAUCAGUCUCCCAAGUAUUCCAGCUCCAGGACAGCAUUGAGAACGAGAGGAUGCACAGCCAGUUGCCACAAACAGACUUUUCUCUUCUUCCUUGUCAAAGUCAUACUCCAUGUUCUCAGCAUUGUUCUUCCACCUCAGACUCUGGCAUCCACACAGAUUCACUGUCACUGAGAGAGAACACUACACUGGUUGACUCCCUCUCAGUUCUACCACAUCAUAAAGAUCAUUUAGUUGGUGAUCAAACAUUGCAGAACACUAGUGAGAUCGACCCUUCUUUCCUGACUGAGAGGAAACAGAAUUCUCAGGAAUGCAUUGAGGAAUUAUAUUUGCAUAAACCUAACAGUCUACACAACUCAUCUGAACGCAGGCAUAGCUCAGUGGUGGUGAGUUUGCCUGGACUUGAGAUGUUUCCAGGAGACCUGUUGAUAUCAGACAGUGCAGCAGAAUUCCUUUACCAUUCAGCAUCCCUGCACAGUUCAGAAUCCAAAAAGCCCUGGUGGCCAUUCGUUAAAAAAGGAAUGAGUAAAGACAAACAGAAACAAAUAUCAGACCUGGAAAACUGUCUUUCCACAGUAACAAUCAAGAUAUCGGAGUGUAGUGGCUAUGAAUUUCACGGUGUUAAGAAUAAAACUUGGCAUGAAAUUAUGAAGAUGCAUCAGCUUGAGCCAAAAGUCAGUGAAGACCAGUUAGAUACAAAGAAGAAAGAAGCUGUGUGGGAGCUUUUUACAACUGAAUGCACAUACUUUCUUGAUCAUCUACUGGUUCUCAAAAUGAUAUUUAUGGAUACAUUAAGGUACCUGCAAAGCAAGGAGUUCCUUCCCGAUGUGGACACUGGGCUACUAUUUGCCAACUUGGAAGAGUUAAAACAGGUGAGCCUCAGUUUUGUUACCAGUUUCUUUAGUGCUAUAAAGGAUCACCUUGUCAAACCCUUGUCUUCAAUAGAUUUCAUCCCUGUGCUUACAAAGUAUUUCCAAGGGAACCUGUGUCAGAGCCACCAGAUAUACUGCCUAAAUUACACCUCUGCUAUCUUUUACUUGGAAAAACUGAAGAAAAGAGAAGAUUUUGGGAUCUAUUUGAAAUGGUGUGAACAGAAUGAACAGUGCAAACGACUUCAUCUCUCAGAACUGCUGGUUGCACCUUUACACAAACUGACACGCAAUCCCCUUCUCCUGAAGAACAUCUGGAAAAAUACAGAGGCAGCAGAGAAAGCUGCCAUUGGUACAAUUAAGGAAAAGGUGGAAAAAUCUAUACGGGAUUUGGAAGGGAAAGUGAAAUGGCUGGACAAUUUCCAGAAAUUUAAACAGCUUCAGGAAAUUAUAAUUUGGCCUUCGCUUUGGGAUCAAGACAAAAGAUUUUUUGUUCCUGAGUGUCUCAAGAACAUAUUAAGGGACAAUCCAAAUGAAAACAUCUUGUCACCUACAAAGAGAUUGCUCAUUCAUGAGGGGAGAUUAACUCUUGCAGAGCAUAUGAGACUUGCUGAUGUACAUCUGUUUUUGUUUGAUGAUUUGCUAUUGAUUACAAAACCUAAUCGCCACAAAAAGAAAUCUGGGGCUUCUGACUUGAGUUUAAUACCUGUCUGCCCGUUCUUCACUCCUGAAUUUCAAUCUUUGCUUGAAGAAGGUGGUUAUUGCAUAGUGCUUGACCAGCCUAUUCCAUUCGACAGAUUGAUUGUCAAAAAUAUUGAUUCAUUCCACCUAACAGCUUUUGGAGUACGAAAUGCUUUUCUCAUACAGCAUAAAAGUAGGUAUCAACAGUGCAUAGCAGCCUUUUUACUACAAGCACAGACCGAGUCUGUCAAGAAAACAUGGAUGUCACAAAUGGAAAUGGCAAUCUCAAAUUAUGCAAAGAAACACAACCCCCCCAAAACCUCAUUUUUCAGUCUACCUGCUGAAUCAUCUGAAAUUUAGCUGUGAUCUGUUGGGAACUGCUAGGCAAUGUGACAUAUUCCUUUUUUUUAA
Molecule: messenger RNA, 2307 nt
Organism: Rhineura floridana
Lineage: Eukaryota; Metazoa; Chordata; Lepidosauria; Squamata; Rhineuridae
Gene: PLEKHG7
Product: pleckstrin homology and RhoGEF domain containing G7
Exons: 16
Coding region: 1-2256 (751 amino acids)
Biological process (GO): Rho protein signal transduction
Molecular function (GO): guanyl-nucleotide exchange factor activity
Source: RefSeq, a predicted model, not a curated record